Messenger RNA from Callithrix jacchus (white-tufted-ear marmoset), 854 nucleotides. It is a transcript of the gene CYSTM1, whose product is annotated as cysteine rich transmembrane module containing 1. Gene Ontology annotation, cellular component: extracellular exosome. The record is from RefSeq and is a predicted model, not a curated record. NCBI's taxonomy places the organism in Eukaryota, Metazoa, Chordata, Mammalia, Primates, Cebidae.
GGUUAGGGAAGGUUAGGAAAGAACUCUUGAGUGCCCAGCUGAGAGGCACUGUGUGCUGUGGUGAGCCAUUGAAACGUUGACUAGAUUGGGGUAGGAGGAACACUGAGGAAGUUGGUGUGACAUUCCGGCAAAGAGGUGAGGAGGAACUUCGUAUGACAUUCCGGCAAAGAGGUGUACUUUACAGGUCCCCGAUGAACCCAGAGAACCCUCCACCAUAUCCGGGCCCUGGUCCAACGGCCCCAUACCCACCUUAUCCACCACAACCAAUGGGUCCAGGACCUAUGGGGGGACCCUACCCACCUCCUCAAGGGUACCCCUACCAAGGAUACCCACAGUACGGCUGGCAGGGCGGACCUCAGGAGCCUCCUAAAACCACAGUGUAUGUGGUAGAAGACCAAAGAAGAGAUGAGCUUGGACCAUCCACCUGCCUCACAGCCUGCUGGACUGCUCUCUGUUGCUGCUGUCUCUGGGACAUGCUCACCUGACCAACCCAGCCAUCCGGUCCUGCCAGCUCUACCACCACCUCUGAUAGGUGUGCCUGCCCCCGUCUCUUCUGAUUGCUGUAACACAUGACUAGCUCUGCACAGACACCUCUACCUUCAGCACUCUGGGGUUCUAGAUUAGUGGGGGUUGCUGCUGUUUAAUUCUUGGUCUUUUUAAUGUCCAAAAUCCAUUUCUUACUGAUCUUUAAAGAUGUGCUAAAUGACUUUUUUUUUUUGGCCAAAGGCUUAGUGGUGAAAUAUGUAUUUAUAAUUUUAAAUUAUACAUUCAAGGUAGUGGCCAAAUAUAAUACACCAUGGAAUGAUUUCUCUGCUAACACCCUGUAUGUUUCAAUAAAUUUGUCCAAAGCUCAA